GCCACCGUCGUUCUCCGACAUAUUGUAUGCGGACAGCAAAUUCUGGAAGGGAGGGGAGAGUCCUGAGAUUAAAAAUUAUUCAAACGCAGGACGGAUAGAGACGCCGGUGGAAAUCGCAGCCAGAAUGGGGGUCCACACUCUGAAGGUCACGGGGUACUAGGAGUUUCACAGUAGAAUAGAAGAGGAUAGACUGAAACCACAGCAAGUCCUGCGAAAGACAACUACAGAAUGAAUCGGUACAAGAACAAAGCCCUCAACCCAGAGGAGAUGCGCAGGAGGAGGGAGGAGGAGGGGAUUCAGCUGCGGAAACAGAAACGAGAAGAGCAGCUUUUCAAAAGAAGAAACGUGGAGUUGAUCAGUGAUGAGGCAGGCAUGUUUGACAGUCCGUUGAUGGACUCCAUCGUCAGCUCGACCACAGCGGAGGACGGUGUUAUUACAAGAGACAUGGUCGAGAUGCUUUUUUCAGAGGAUCCCGAACUUCAACUAGCCACAACCCAGAAAUUCAGAAAACUGCUGUCUAAAGAGCCAAACCCACCGAUUGAUGAAGUCAUUAACACCACAGGGGUAGUGGAGAGGUUUGUCGAAUUCCUGAAGAAGAGCGACAACUGCACAUUACAGUUUGAAGCAGCAUGGGCUUUGACAAACAUUGCAUCCGGAACCUCCCAACAGACCAAGAUAGUGAUUGAGGCUGGGGCAGUGCCUAUCUUCAUUGAGCUUCUCAACUCUGACUUUGAGGACGUACAGGAACAGGCAGUGUGGGCCCUUGGUAACAUUGCUGGUGACAGUGCUGUGUGCAGAGACUAUGUACUGAACUGCAACAUCCUUCAACCACUAUUACUGUUACUUACCAAGUCCACUAGACUGACUAUGACCAGAAAUGCAGUCUGGGCCUUGUCUAACCUGUGCAGAGGAAAGAGCCCGCCUCCAGACUUUGACAAGGUGUCUCCGUGUCUGCCAGUGCUGUCCCGUUUGCUGUUCAGCAGCGAUCCUGAUUUGUUAGCGGAUGCCUGCUGGGCCCUCUCCUAUCUCUCCGAUGGGCCAAACGACAAGAUCCAGGCUGUGAUUGACUCUGGGGUCUGCAGACGACUAGUGGAACUUCUGAUGCACACUGAUUAUAAAGUUGCAUCCCCUGCACUGAGAGCUGUAGGAAACAUUGUAACGGGCGACGACAUCCAGACACAGGUUGUUCUAAAUUGCUCCGCCCUGCCAUGUCUCCUACACUUACUAAGCAGUCCCAAGGAGUCCAUUCGCAAGGAGGCUUGCUGGACUAUCUCGAACAUCACUGCUGGAAACAGAGCUCAGAUACAGGCAGUCAUAGAUGCAAACAUCUUCCCAGUGCUAAUAGACAUAUUGCAGAAAGCAGAGUUUCGCACAAGGAAGGAAGCUGCUUGGGCGAUCACAAACGCCACAUCGGGAGGAACUCCAGAACAGAUCAGUAGGUACCUGGUAAACCUGGGCUGCAUCAAGCCGCUGUGUGACUUGCUCACAGUCAUGGACUCCAAGAUCGUGCAGGUGGCUCUGACCGGCCUGGAGAACAUCCUCCGACUAGGGGAGCAGGAGUCCAAGCAGAAUGGCAGCGGGCUGAACCCCUACUGCAGCCUCAUCGAGGAGGCUUACGGGCUGGAUAAGAUCGAGUUCCUCCAGAGCCACGAGAAUCAGGACAUCUAUCAGAAAGCCUUUGACCUGAUUGAGCAUUACUUCGGUGUGGACGAGGAGGACCCCAGCCUGGCGCCACAGGUGGACGAGAACCAGCAGCAGUUCCUGUUCCCGCAGCAGGAGGCCCCCAUGGAGGGCUUCCAGCUAUAAUGCCCGUCUGAAAUGAGGGAAUAAUAAUAAUUAAUAAAGAAAUUGAAAUUCACUAGCAGCUGGAGCCAUGAGACAACCACCAUCCAUCGACCAGUAAAAUCAGGAGAGGUUUGACCCCCUUCUCCUUACCCCAAAAAAAUCCUCCCUACCCCUAAAAUGAAAGCAAAAAAAACUUAAAUAUAUUUAUCUUCUUGACUGUUGUUCUCCUAGGGCAAUAGUAUUUGAUUUACAAGUUGGGGGAGGAGAUUAAAAUUUUUUUUUUUUUCCUCAUUUGUUUUUGUUAAGAUUUGGAUACCUCUUCUGCCUUAAAAGUGAAUUUAAUGAUGAACUGAAUAAUUUAAUCUUGAGUUUUCAUGUCUUUAAACAGCAGAAAAUGUGGCAGCAAAAGGAGGAAUUCAAGAGUUAGACUUGGUCAAUGUGCAGAGAAAUUCUCUAGCCAGGUACUGUCCUGCGUUGGCAAAAAAAAUAAGGGUUGAGUUUUUAGAGUGAAAUUUAUGGCCUUCUCUUGGAUUGAGCAGAUUUCUUUUUAUUUCUCGGUAUCAUAUUUUGUUUGUCUCUUAAAGAAAGCCACUAUAAACACAGCUCUUCAAGUGUUUAACAUUUUCUAUUCGAUAACAGGCUCAGCUGCAAGGACUGCAACAGCCGUAUUGCUAGUUUAGAACCGUCCGCUUUUCAAAGCAGAAAGGUGGCAUACUAUAGAAUUGGCACUGGCUUUCAAAGGAGCUCGUUUGUUUUGCUACUGAUCCUAACGGCACGCUGAAGUUUUUUGGAAAUGUUGAAAACUUAAGUUUACGUGAUCUGGUUUAAUUUAAGCAGUUUUUUUGGAACAGGGAGGGUGGGUUAAGUGGGUACCUGGGGGAAAAUGGUUAUAGAUAAAAAAAUAUAUAUAUAUAGCUUAGAGCUGAUCAAAGCUGGUAAAGUAGAUAUUAAGUUGUGUGCUGUGUUUUUAAUAAUAACAAUUUAAGAAAUAAAAUAAAAAUGCAAGUAAAAAGUGCCUGCUUGAGUUCUCUGGUCUUGCGUCGCCCCACAGCAGUGGAUUAUGUACAUUUCUGAAACUAAACUUAUUUUUUAUAUAUAUAUAUAUAUCUCUAUAUAGUCUUGAUUCGGCUUAAAAAGUUGCGAGAUUAGAGGCUAAUGUAAAUAAAGCUGUGGUGUGCAGACCUUGGAAUAUCAGUCAGUGCACUUUUGAGUUUUGCAUGGUGUUGAUAUAUUCAAAACACAUCGUGUUACCUCCCUUGCCAAAUACCUGGUGGUCAACGGGCUUAAGAGACUCUGUCCAGACCUGUGAAGGAAAACUUUAUAGUAUCCAUUGUGUAGCAUUUCAAUAUCAAAAUCUGCUUUUAUCUGCAGCAUUUAGGGUACAUUUAAGCUAAUUUAGUCUGAACACUAAAUUAACAUUUAACAAAGAAUGUUUUCGUAGGUGUUGGUUGGUUGAUCUGCUAGAUGCUUUUUGUAAUGAAAUUGGAAGAAUAGCCUCAAUUUAUAAAUUAAACAUUUAGGCUCCAAAGCUGUUGCUUUUGUACUUCUCCUUCCUCCUCUGGAAAAAUCUGUAUACAAGAGUUUGAAAUAACAGGGAGCAACUGGGCAUGUGCAGAACCUGCAAGUAAUGAUGGGAAUUGUAGUUUUAAGUUGGUAUUGGUUUGUAAUUGAUUUUGGUGGGCCCUACGUGAACAGAUAUUAGUUUUACUUUUAGAAUCUGUCCUUAAGGGUGUAGCUGCUUUCACGUCCUGGCCUGGUAGGAUUAGUAAGGUACCAGGCAGGCAGGAGUCCUGAAUAUGCCACAGCUUUUCACCUUGCAAAAUCUAACCUGAAAUGGUUGUCUGGAUCCUUCCAGCAGGCAUUAGAUUAAACGUGAGGUCAAGGUGACCUUUCAUUACUGGCUGGAUAACUUCUCUAAAGAAUCUGGAUAGUUCAAGUUACCUUUAGCUGGAGCCUAAUGGCUCAGAUUCCUACUAUUUUGGUACCAAAUCGCAGCAAGGUACAGUGCAAAUAACCAGUCCUCAAAGGGACCGAAGAGAGCUGUCCUAUAUGGGUGGAAUAAAAGUCCACUAACAUGGCAUUUGCUGCCGCACCUAUAAAAGAAGGAACAAGUCAAUUUGCCUAGCUGAACUUUUUUAGGUAAACGCUGUUAAUCUGUAUUGAGUUAGGGUGGAGGGUUCACUUCGCAAACUAGUUUUCAGAUCACUUCCCCUUCCAGGAGUGCUACGAACACGCCCUGUAAUAAACUGAUGCUUGGUAAAUCAUGUUCCAGAAAGUUUAGGGUUUAGCCAGUGCUUGCACCUUCCAGUUUCGAGGGAUCUAACAGAAACGGACCUGACCACAUCUACAAAACUGUUCUUGAGAUUCCCGACUAAUGUGUGGGCUCCCAAUUCGGAGAAGCACAGGAGCUUUUGCAGGAGCCAGGUACAGAUAACGCUUACAAACCAAGGAGGGGAAUUCUCUGAAAAAAAUCUUUUAAGUCACUGAAUCAGUUUACGAUUUAGUUGUGUGCAAUAGUUUUUUGCUUUGCAUACUUUUUUGUGUAGCAAAAAAAACCAAAAACAUAAGAUGAUCCAACUGUUCUUUUUAAAACUACACGUUCUGAAAUUGAGUCUUCCUUUGGGAUGAAGGAGCAGCGCUUGCUGUAAAUUUCUACAUGUUCUGUUUGUAUAAAUGUGCUGGCUAAUCCAAGCUUUGGCAAGGGACAUGUUCUUAAAUUUGUGAAACAGACAGACAGAUGUAACACAAUUUGCACACACCACUGCGGACUUGACCAGCAGACACUUCACACACCAUGGCCUGGAUUCACUCUGAAAUUGUAGUGGUGUCCUAGCUGUUAGAAAGCCUGGUUAUGGCUCUGCUGUAAAAUUUUUUUUUUUUUUUUUUGAAUUCAGGCCAGAGACAUUCUUACAACACUAGAGGAAAAUAGCUUCCAUGAUACCAAUCAGAAGGACAAGUGCUUCAAAAGCAUUUAUAUGUCUUUUUUUUUUAUUGCUAUUUUUGAUAAACAUUUCUCUAGAUGCUCACAAUUGAGUUCUCCAGCAAUUCUUGCGGUUCUGGUAAAUGCAGUAUUAAUCUGCGAUUGUGAGACAAAAUGCAGUUUGGCCUUACUUUGAGUUCGGCGCAUUUUAGGUUUUUUUUUUUUUUUUUUUUUUUUCUUUGCUCGGUCCUUUUCCAAAAUGACUGAGUAAAAAUUAAAAACCCACAAAAGGGUUUUGAGUCUCUUUUUUUCAUAUUACCUCUGGGGGAAAAAAAAAAAAAAAACUGUGACUUGCAAUUUUAAAGUGUUUUGGAGGAGUACUCGUGCUCCCUGUGCUAGUGGGAUUAAAUUGUGGAAGCGUUUUUCUCUACCUCUGCCAUUGCAACGGCUUUGCGUUCGAGGGCAGACAGAUCUCACAUCCAACUGGUGUGACACAGACUGACUGGAGCUGUGUGAGGGGGAGAGAUUGUACUGUACACUUCCGUUCACUUCAGAGCCAACAGCAUUUCUCUCCGGUGUUCCCUUUAUGUUAAUACGAGGUGGGGCAGAAAACCAAGUUGCUGGGUGCGGUUUGACACUUUCAGGAACAUGAUACAAGUGAUGGCCAGCUUUGCAUGUGGGAAGGUCUCUCAAUUGACUCAGUAUCAAAAUUCUGCCACUGUUCUAGGUAAAGUGGGUCUCUUCUCUAUAUCUAGGUUACAUGCAUCUAAGGGACUAGAACAAAAACUAGUCCUGUGUCUAAAGCUUCUGUGAUUGGUUUUCUGUGUUCCUCUAUUGAGUGUUUUAUUGGUGGCAGCUGUUGAUCAGUUGUGUUUGUUUGACCUUUCUUGGUGCCAGAGAGCAGCUUUAGUUAAAGGACACUAGAUCCUAUAGUUAGGUUUAGUUCCCUUUAAUAUAUUGACGUGAACCAGGGUAGGCAUGUAUGGUCUUGGUACCAGGCAUGACUAUUGGGGUCCAUGUACUUAUUCACCAGGCUGUAUCUUUUGCAUACCAGAUUUCUGAUCUGUGAAUGGGUGGCUAGAUACUUUUCUUCUUUGUUGUUCUGCCAGGAAGAACAGUGCACCAAGAAUUGCAGUAAAUACUUGACCUUACAAGUAAAAAAAUUCAAUCAAUCAACCAGGCACUGGAGCUGGUGUUAGCUGCAAAAGGACUGCAUGCUUUAGAAAGAGAACUCUGGAAGAAUAAACAUGUGACAUGAUACAUGAGCAAGUCAAGAAGAUAUUUUUGUUUUUACAUUUCUCUGCCAUUACAUUAGGGAUGGGCAGAAUGGUUUGUGAAGACUGUGUGAAGGACAUUUCUUUAAAUGUUUUACUGCAACCUCUUCUGUUUAAGGUAAAUGGUUCGUUUUGAUUAAAAUUAAUUCUUUCAUCAUUUAAGGGACAUAUAAGUGGGAGAUUUCCACUACCUAGAACACAGUUUAGGACUUUGAUAAAAUCUGCUCUUAGGUGCUGCAUUGUUACUCCCAUACACUUUUUAUUAUUUCUGUAAACCAGUAUUGCAGAUGAGUAGGAUUAAGCCAGGUUGUACAACACUGUAAGGUGCCAUACUUUAGUGUGUGCUUCAAAUCUCUGCAGUGUUUCAAGUUUCAUCAGAGGGAAAUCGCCCAAUUUUCAGAACUGUAUUUCAGAGUGAUUUGCAUUAGAUUGAGUGUUGCCCUCUAAUUGAGAGAGUGAAUUUUUCUGUAACUAUCAUUGCAUGUAUUUUAAGAAACAAAACCCUAUUGUGCUCUGCAAUUAGACUGAUUUUAGUUUUGCAUCCUGAGCCCUUUUGCAGUGAACAUCAAGUCAGCCUACAACUCUGUGCUCCCAGUUCAGCAACUUGCUGUCAUAAGCUUCAAAACAUGCCAGCUAUGCAAAAUGCAGUUCGAUCAAGAUCUUUUGAGAAAUGUCCCAAUCUUUUUGGUUUUUCUGUAUGUUCCAGUCUCUUUGUCUACAGGUGAUUUUUGUACAGUUUUUCUACUAUUUUGAUGUAAUUUGGCUAAAGUUUCGAUUUGUGUGAAUUAGAUCUGAUCAGUAGGUGUAAACAGAUACUGUUUUGAGGGUGAACAGUUCUGUAGGUAAAAUGAUGAAAUAUUAAAUAAUAAAAACAAAAGGGGAAAAAAAAGGUGCUUCAGUUGUUCUGGGCAACAGUUUUUGUAAGAUUAAAGCACCAGUUUUAAAUCUGAGGUCUGUAAGAAGACCGACAUUUUGGCGAAGACCGUCAGCCAAGAUGAAGACCUUGGUGUGAACGGCUGUCUUUACUUCGGGGUUGAUCUGAUGAAUGUAUACCCCUCUGGGGUAAGCCAGGGUGUGUCCCAGCUGAGUAUAGGAUAACCCACUUGGUUUCAGUCUGACCAAAACUUGGACCCAAGUUUACUGCACCUGUAGCUUUUUGUCUAUUUAUAAGAACAGUGAAACAAAGAAAGAUCAUUACAAAUAAAGAAAGCAAGCACUGCUCUGUUCACUCAAGUGCCAAUCCAACCAUCAAAUGCCCUGGAGGUCUAUCUUUGGUCUUUUUAUGACUUUUUUUUUUUGUUUUACUUGAAUGUGCGCGAAUUAUGUGCAAACAUUGCUGCUUUUGGUUUAUUACCUUAACAACUGAUCCUUACAUUGCUUGGCUACAUUCAAGCGUCCUCCUUUACUAUUCUUGCACUAAAAUGAUUUUCUUUUAUUGGAUCAGGACAGAGGAGAACUAAAAUCGGAUGGGUAAUAAUUUUGAGUCUUCAGCGUAUUCCAGGCCAGCAGGGCCAUGGUGUGUUUAUUCAAGUCAUGGUGAACUAUAUGGGUUCCCCAUAAGCAUGCAACACAAUUUUAAUACAUUUUGUAGCUGAAUUAAGAAGAUAUUUAGGAUUGUAUGGCAAACGGUCAGUUGUUAUUGCCUUUGUAUUACGUGUGUAAAGUAAUGGUGAGCUUUUCGAUGUUUCAAAUACCCGUUUUGCAUUUAGCCAAUUCAUUUCCAAUUCCAUACACCAGAUUUCUAGGAUUUAUGGAGGAAUCCCACAGUAUUCUGCCCUGGCUUCUCAACUAUGUACUAAUUCUACUAAAAGUUCUCCAGUUUCACAAGAUUUGGCUUUGAUUUAAAGAACUGGAAUAGGGAAUGAAGAAAUGAUUGAUUAGUUUUUGGUUGCAUUAGAAAUAUUAAUGUUAUAACUGUAAACUGUAAUUUUGCAGAUGAAGUAUAAAGAUCAACUCAAUAGACUGCCGUAACUGUGAAUAAAUGCACAAUCUGGUAUUUUUCCAGGUAAACAAAAAUAUAUCGGUUUAUUGAAAUUUAAGAUGCUCCCUGUGUUUUCAGUGGAUUCUUUCAGGUUAUUGAAAUUGGAUAUGUUCUACAGAUUGGAGCGAGCAAGCAAUAAAUAAAUAAUGCAGAUAAUUAAAUAACCUGAUGAAAAGCAAAAAAAAAAAAAAAAAAAAAAAAAGUGCAUUUAAACACUACCCUUUAAUCUGUGGUAACAGCUAAGUGGACUAAAAGGGUUCACCUGUCUUCUGUCCAGACUAACGCAAAUAAAAAUGCAUGAAUAAAACAAGCAGCACUUCAGCUGCUUCACUCAGUUCAGAGUUGUUGUUUUGAAAUUAUUGCGUGCAGGAUAGCUUCUUUAAGAAAGGUGACGAUGAACUCGCUCGCAGGUUACUUUAAAGGGUAUGCACGUUAUCUGAGAAGACGCAAUAUAUAAGGGACAUCUGAUUGCUUUAUUGAUAGGGUUAUAGAAUUAAUUACCAUUCAGAUAUUAGAUGCACAUUAUAAUGUAAUCUAGAAGAAACUGGAUACCCCCUUUUAUGAAUUCCUUUUUCUGGUCCACUGUUUUACUUUUUUUAUUAUUAUUAUUAUUUAUUGAUCUUAUUUGUUGUUUCUGGAUUGGACAUUGUGACGACUGACUCAAUGACGUUGACGGACUGACCGACCGACUUUUAUGAAUGCGCGUGACGAAGGACAGGCAAAAAACACAUACAUACAUAAACACACACGCAAAAAACUUAACAAAAAAAUAGUUCUUUAGGGUUACACUGUAAACAAAAAACAAAUGUUAAAUAAAUGUUGCAACCCUUGCUAACUUGUGUGUCUGUCUUUUGUUUAAUCUGAAGGGGGGGGGGCUGGAAUGAGAUGGGGUGCAUAUCCCUUUUGGUCAUUUGUUUUUGUUUUAAUUACAUUUUUUUUAAUGUGUAAAACAGAAUAUGGGAAUGUGAACUCUAUAGGGUUGGAGAAGUUGCCUUGCCAAAA
Polyodon spathula (Mississippi paddlefish) is the source of this 8962-nucleotide messenger RNA. RefSeq names its product karyopherin alpha 6 (importin alpha 7) (gene kpna6). The transcript is spliced from 15 exons. Gene Ontology annotation, biological process: NLS-bearing protein import into nucleus. Gene Ontology annotation, cellular component: cytoplasm; nucleus; nucleoplasm. Gene Ontology annotation, molecular function: protein binding; nuclear import signal receptor activity. The coding region runs from base 229 to 1806 and encodes 525 amino acids. The record is from RefSeq and is a predicted model, not a curated record. NCBI's taxonomy places the organism in Eukaryota, Metazoa, Chordata, Actinopteri, Acipenseriformes, Polyodontidae.